Messenger RNA from Planococcus citri (citrus mealybug), 1364 nucleotides. RefSeq names its product putative GPI-anchor transamidase. Lineage: Eukaryota; Metazoa; Arthropoda; Insecta; Hemiptera; Pseudococcidae. The record is from RefSeq and is a predicted model, not a curated record. Gene Ontology annotation, biological process: proteolysis; attachment of GPI anchor to protein. Gene Ontology annotation, cellular component: GPI-anchor transamidase complex. The transcript has 8 exons. Gene Ontology annotation, molecular function: GPI-anchor transamidase activity. The coding region runs from base 148 to 1158 and encodes 336 amino acids.
AAACAAACUGAUAAAACACUUCGUUGUUUCUAAAAAAUUUUGGUUAAAAAAUUUUUAAUUAAUUAAUUUACUUGAAUUUGCAUUAGGAAUGAACAGUUGAACGUUCAAAUAACUGAAGAGUUUGAUAUUAUUCCCAAUGGUAUUCCAAUGAAUAUCAAAUUGAAUUUUUUAUUCGCGAUACUAUGCGUUUUGUGCAUAGAAAUCCAGGCUCGUCACACUAAUAAUUGGGCAGUGUUGGUCGACACGUCGAGAUUUUGGUUCAAUUAUCGUCAUGUAGCCAACGUAUUAUCCAUUUACCGGAGUGUGAAAAGAUUGGGCAUACCUGACAGUCAAAUAAUAUUGAUGAUAGCCGAUGACAUGGCUUGCAAUCCUCGAAACCCUAGACCAGCCACUGUAUUCAAUAACGCCGAUCAGCAGUUGAACGUUUACGGUGAUGAUGUUGAAGUGGAUUACCGAGGAUACGAAGUCACUGUGGAAAAUUUCGUUAGAUUAUUAACUAGUCGUUUACCAUCAGAUACUCCUCGUUCGAAACAAUUAUUGACCGACGAAGGUAGUAAUAUCCUGAUCUAUUUAACCGGUCAUGGAGGAGACGGUUUCUUGAAAUUCCAAGAUUCCGAAGAAAUAACUAGUCAAGAGUUGGCCGAUGCAUUGGAACAAAUGUGGCAAAAAAGAAGAUAUCAUGAAAUAUUUUUCAUGAUAGAUACUUGCCAAGCAGCAUCGAUGUAUGAAAAAUUUUACUCUCCUAAUAUUCUAGCUAUGGCUAGCAGUCUAGUCGGUGAAGAUUCUUUAUCGCACCAUGUUGAUCCUGCCAUUGGCGUUUACAUUAUUGAUCGUUAUACGUUUUACGCGUUACGCUUUUUGGAAAAAGUACAACCGGAUAGUUCGCUGAAUAUGAGCAGUUUUCUCGCCGUUUGCCCGAAACAUGACUGUAUAUCAACGGUUGGAGUGAGAACUGAUCUUUUCGCCAGAGACCCUGCCAAAGUUCCUAUUACUGACUUUUUUGGUUCCAUUAGACCUACAGAAUUAACAUUUACAGAUGAAAAUCUUCUGGACGAGUCUGAUGAUUUUAAAAUUGCUGUGAUAGAAACGAGCGAUCCUUCCAGUCCUCUUGGCAAGACGUACAGAUAUGUACCUUUGAUGCCAAAACUUGACUUGUAAUUAAACGCUAAUUUUCCAGUACGUAUUCUAGGAAUCAUUGAUCAAAAUGGGAGUCCAAUUGCUGUUCUCAGAACCGUUGCUCGAUAGUCGAUAGUAUUAUAAUUUUUUCACCUUUUUUCUAUGGCAAUAACAAGAAUUACAAUUUGUUAUACAGGUGUUUUCAAAAAAAAAAAAAAGAAGAUUAUACAACACAACGUUUUAACGUA